Molecule: messenger RNA, 1554 nt
Organism: Lotus japonicus
Lineage: Eukaryota; Viridiplantae; Streptophyta; Magnoliopsida; Fabales; Fabaceae
Exons: 3
Coding region: 1-1554 (517 amino acids)
Molecular function (GO): nucleic acid binding; RNA-DNA hybrid ribonuclease activity
Source: RefSeq, a predicted model, not a curated record
AUGUCUUCUAGUAUGCAUGGUAUUAAAAUUGCUCGUUCUGCACCUACUAUUUCUCAUCAUUUGUUUGCGGAAGACAAUAUUGUGUUUUCCCGUGCUAAUGCUCAAGAAGCAGAAUGUGUGAAAACCAUUAUGCAGACCUAUGAGCAAGCAUCGGGCCAAGUGGUGAACCUAGAUAAAUCAAUGCUUUCAGUUAGCCGAAAUGUGCCAGAGAAUUGUUUUCAUGAGCUUACACAGUUGUUGGGAGUAAAGGCAGUAGAAAGUUUUGACAAAUAUCUAGGAUUACCAACAAUUAUUGGGUACAGGACUAGCCAUGCAUGGUCUAGCAUUUUAAAGGCAGGAGCAAGAAUUGAAGGGGGUUUGAGGUGGCGGGUGGGGGAUGGUUCUCACAUCAAUUUGCUUCAGGACCAGUGGCUCCCGGAUGGGUCAUCUUUGGUGUACAUGCAUGAGGCUAUUGCAGAGCUGAGGUUGGAGAAGGUGGCAGAUUUAAUGGAUAAUGAGCGUUGGAAUUCAGAGCUUUUGGAGGAGUCAGGUUAUAAAUUUAUCAGGGACAUGGUGCUUCGUGAGGAGGCGUCGUCCUCUUCUAGGCCACUCCUGCAUGUCAAUCAAUGGCGGAAGUUUUGGGCAAGCCCAGCUCUUCCUCGAUGCAAGGCUUGGAGAGCGGUGCAAGGCUUCCUUCCAGUGAGGGGUGCUUUAGCAAAGCGAGGAAUGCAACUUGAUCCUUGUUGUAUAUUCUGUGAAUCCAAGGUGGAAACAAGUGAGCAUUCAUUCCUUAAAUGCCCAGCUGUGAAAAGAAUUUGGUUUGCCUCCGAUAUGGCAAUAAGAAUGGAUAAUUUUAGCUCCAUGUACGACUUCAUGGUUGUGGUUUUACAUGAAGAUGAACCAGAUUUUUCUACUGAUGUUCAUGUGCUUCUGUAUGCGACGUGGGAAGCUAGAAACUCCUUGAUCUUCAAAGGACGGCGACUGGACGUGGUGGAGGUGGUUCGACGGGCUUCAAUGACAAAUCCUAGGGUCGCAGGCAACGAAAACCAAAAAAUGGAGGAAGCAACACGCACAACAACAUGGAAGCGACCAGCGGUAGGAGUAAUAAAGGUUAAUGUGAAUGCAUCAAUUAAGGAUGGAGUGUGUGGCUAUGGCAUGGUGGCAAGAGAUUCAAAUGGAAAGGUCUUGGGAGCUGCUACAUUUUACCCAGUAAAUGCCAUUUCCCCAUUGUUAGGAGAAGCUUCAAGUCUUCGUUCGGCGGUGCAAUUAGCUGUGGAGUUUGGGUUUCGUUCUGUGUGCUUUGAGACGGAUUGUCUUCAACUAUUUAGGUGGUGGAAAAAAGGGACAUCGGGUUUAUCUUAUUUAGAUGCUUUUGUUCAUGAUUGUCCUUCUUUACUUCCUGCUUUUAGCUUUUUUGAUUUCAUUUUUGUAAGACGUUCAGGAAAUUAUGUUGCAGACUUUUUGGCGAGGAACGCUUCUGAUUUCCCCAACUCUAUUUGGGUGGAAGAGGUUCCUCAUGUUGUGGAUCAUUUGGUGGUCACUGAUGUAUUGGCGUCUUCACCUAGUUUGAUUUAA